Erpetoichthys calabaricus (reedfish) is the source of this 4046-nucleotide messenger RNA. RefSeq names its product zinc finger protein ZXDC. Gene Ontology annotation, cellular component: nucleus. Bases 56 to 3616 code for a protein of 1186 amino acids. The transcript is spliced from 10 exons. Gene Ontology annotation, biological process: regulation of transcription by RNA polymerase II. Lineage: Eukaryota; Metazoa; Chordata; Cladistia; Polypteriformes; Polypteridae. Gene Ontology annotation, molecular function: transcription coregulator activity. The record is from RefSeq and is a predicted model, not a curated record.
CCAGGCCGGGAGGGCGGGGCCGGCGUCUGUGUGUUCCUGCUACAGGGACACCAAGAUGGAAAUGCAGGGGCUCUUUGCGGCCCAAAACACACAACAUCAACAACAUGGCGUCUCCUGCAGGGAGAAGCUGUCUCGGACAGCUCGCGAUGCAUCUAGACCGGCGGAAAACGAAGCGGAUCUGUUCCAUCGGGGCCCCCUUGGUAAGCAGUCAGUUGAGCCUCUCUUUCGCCCGCUGACGCAACAUGGCUGCAGUGGUUUGUUCUCAACUCGGGGCAGCUGUAGUAGUGGCAGCGCGGCAGUACAAACCUACGCGGCGAUCGGCCUGCGAAACGUGAAUGCUUUGCCGUUGCCAAAUGGUAAAGGACGGGAAGAAAAAGAGGGUGAACUGAAGGCGGAUUUUGACAAUGACGAUACGGGAAUUCAACUGGCUUUUCCUGUGCUGCUGGUAGAAGACGGCCACACGCAGUCACAGCAGCUCUUACGGCAGUUGCAAGAUGGCGCUCCGUUGCCUUCCGCGCAGAUACGCGAGAGUGCCGUGGCGUUGACUCCCAUCGCUAAGGACAAUGAGGAGUUUUACGUGGUUGUUAAUGUGGUUCAGGAGGGAGACCGCAGCUACAGGAAAGAAGCGGGACGAGGGAUUCCUAAGGUCAAGGAUCCUGUCGCAAUGCACGAUGUGUCGAAGGAUGUGACAGAAGCGCCCAUAGCGGAAAUUAACUCGGAAAGCGAGGCAGUAGACUACAGACGCGGACUGGGCUCGGUCACCACUUCAACCUGCCAGUCCAGCAGCUCGGAGGGCAGCCGGGACACAGCAGUACAAGGACCGCCCUUCAAGCAUCGGGCCGGCUGUUUUGUCUUCGCGUCUGAUUCGGUGGACAGCGAUCUUACCGCCAGUUCGCAGCCCAGCCCGUUACCCGAUGACAGCAGCAGCAGUCGCAGCCAACUGGAAAUCCCACCAGACUUCCAGCAGACCACGAGUCGCUGCCGGGGAACAAACUCUGCUCUUGUAGAGCCAGCUCAGAAUGGCAAUCAGCUCUAUAACACAUUCAUGGAGAAUAGUCCGGACACCGGCAUGCCAGAUUAUCCGUCUCCCCAAACAGGGGACACCUUUUCUGGCACUAUCGCCAUCAACAACCAGAACCUCGUUCUUACGAUAGAAAACGGGGUUCUGACUUUAUCCGCAUCUCCGGACGGUGGCGUCCACAUUCUGCAACAACAUCAUCAAUUGAAGGAAUGUGCCCAAAUUAAGGACCAGCUACUACUAAAGAACGAGCGACAUCCCGGUGACAGGGACACGAACAUCAAAGUAGGUGAGCAAAGAAAAAACAACGAAUGUGGUGACAGUGCACCUUCUGGGCAUGACUCUAACCCAAACGUCAAUGGUGACUCGGCCUUCUCUGAUUCCAUCGCUACCAAGGCAUCUAGUAAGGAAGUGCCAGACGGGACUUUAUUCUGCGCCCUAUCGGAGUCCGAUAUGAUCUGUGCAGAGGCCAAGGAGGACCUACACAGCAGUUUUGUCCUAACAGAGAACGAGGAAUUGCAAAUGGCUACCAUGUCCAAAAAGGGGGUCGUCGUUCUGUAUCACUGCACACAGUCAAACUGCAGCCUGGCGUUUGACACGAAGCAUAAGUUGAAGCUUCACCUGCUUUCCCACACUGAGGAUAAGAGACCCUUCAAGUGCACCGUGGAGGGCUGCAGCUGGUCAUUUACUACGUCGUAUAAACUCAAGCGCCACUUGCAGUCCCACGACAAAACGCGACCCUUCACUUGCGAUUGGGACAGCUGCGGCCGAAAGUUCACCACAAUUUACAACUUAAAGGCACACGUGAAAGCCCACGAGCAGGAGAGUAACUUUGUGUGCGACGUGUGCAGCGAGCGCUUUCGCACCUCCACCAAACUGACCAUCCACCAUCGGAGUCACUUUGAACCAGAGAGGCCUUACAAGUGUGAAUUUCCAGGUUGUGAGAAGACAUUCAUCACAUUUAGCUCAUUGCACUCUCAUAGUCGAGCACACUACAGAGAAACUGACCAGUUUUCCUGCACCUUCCCAGGCUGUGAUAAACGCUAUGAUAAAGCUUGCCGACUGAAAAUUCACUUGAGAAGUCACACUGGUGAGAGACCAUUCAUGUGUGACUUUGAAGCUUGUGGAUGGUCAUUCACCAGCAUGUCCAAGCUGCUCAGACACAAGAGAAAACAUGAUGAUGAUCGAAGAUUCACCUGCCCAGAAGAAGGCUGUGGGAAAUCCUUCACUCGAGCAGAGCAUUUGAAGGGCCAUAGUAUAACUCAUUUGGGAACAAAACCAUUUGAGUGCAAUGUGGAUGGCUGUUUUGCCAAGUUUUCUGCACGAAGUAGCCUCUAUAUCCAUUCCAAAAAACAUUUGCAAGAUGUGGAGUCUUUAAAAACUAAUUGCCCCAUAGCCAGCUGCAAUAAGCAGUUUAUCUCUAAAAGUAGCAUGAAGUCCCACAUGGUUAAACACCAUAACCUUGGACCAGAUCUUCUAAACCAACUGGAAAUAAACUCUUUAACACCAAGCAAUGAAUUGACCCAAGGGGACCUUGCUAACAUUGAUAUUACUUCACUCUUUUCCAGUGUGCCUGGAAGUGCUUCUGCAAUCACUAUGGACAUGUCACUAGUUAAUUCUGGGAUACUGACAAUCGAUGCUGCUUCUGUGGGUGCCACUCUGGGAGGGAGCAUUUCUGUUAGUGGCAAUACUUUGACCCAAACGGUGGAUCCUCUUAUACUGGCGGCAGGACCAGACAUCUCCCAUGCUCUUGACAAUACCUUGGCACUUGGCACCAGCAGUACAGUUUUACAACCUAGCACCCUUAACCUAGAUGAUGUGCCAACAGUAAAUGCAGAGGCCCUAGGCUCUCUUGCUGCUCUGUCUGUAAGGACCGCAAACCAAGAUCCGCUGCAUGGGUUGACAUCCAACAACACACUUGCCAUUGACACAGCCACAUUGACCCCUUCGAAUAACUUGGGAGUGAGCCAUGUGCCAGAGCUGCUCACACCAACAAAAGCAGAACGAAAUCUUCUACCAAGUGCAGAUGUUGUUGGGCAACAAGAUAAUAGCAAAGUGGUGACACAGUUUGUUUUCUCGAACCCCACUGGGAGUUUCAGUGCCCAAAAAGACAUAGAUCUAAACUCCGUGGCUAACUGUUCCUUUCUGGAGCGUGGAGGUUCUGCUAGAACAGAUUAUAGAGCCUUUCAGCUUGCUAAGAAGAAAAAGAAGCAGAAGGUAUCUGGAACAAGCCAGGGAGCUCCUCUUUCAAGCCAGAAGAAAGCAAAAACGAGCAAAGGAAAUUCUACUCCAGUAGCCACUGUUAACUCAAGUGGUCAGUUUGGUGUGGGUGUUGUAUCACCAAACACUGGGUUAACAAUCAGGGAUCCAGCAACAGGAGCUCAGUUUGUUCAAAUUCAGUUGUUACAGGAUGACCCUUCAGGAGAUGGAGACUUGGGCUUUCAACUCAGUUCCCAGUCAUCAGGAUCUCAUGCCCAGCUCACCGUGGACUUGCCAGUCAACAUAUUACAGGAACCACCAGCGUCUAAUGAGGAUGAUGCAGGGUCUGACAAUUCUCAGUUUACUGGAAGCACAAUAAACCUUCAAGAUCUAGAAUAACCUGUUUCUCCUUUAGAGGUAGACAUAGAUAGCAUCUACAAAGUGUUUUGGUACUAAUGAGGUCAUUUUGACUUUUUAAUUGUAUAAUUGCACAUUUUUGUUCAAAUUUUUUGUAUUAUAAUCAAGUAAGAAUGAUUAUUUGACAUUUAAUGUGAAUGCUUACUCAGUCUCUCACAGUGCAAUUUAGUAAGUAAAUGUGUUUGCUAUGUUGUACUUUAAGUAAAUUCCAUUCCGUUUCAGUCAUUAAUGCCUUAUUGAUGAGACUAAAGGGGUUACAGAUACUCGUUAGUUUCAUUUAUUAAUUUAAUUUUUUAUGUGCUCAAUGUCAACCUUGCUAUAAAUCCAUUGAGAAAAUGUCUUUUUGUAUAUUUUCACACAAAACGUUUGAAUUGCUAAUAAUAAUUUUUAUAUAUUGCAUAUGUUAUUUAUU